This is a messenger RNA of Prunus dulcis (almond), 624 nucleotides long. RefSeq lists its product as uncharacterized. The record is from RefSeq and is a predicted model, not a curated record. The coding region runs from base 1 to 624 and encodes 207 amino acids. Lineage: Eukaryota; Viridiplantae; Streptophyta; Magnoliopsida; Rosales; Rosaceae. The transcript is spliced from 3 exons.
AUGGUGCAUCAUGCUAGGAGGAUUGGUAGGCCAGUCUAUCGGAGGCCAUAUCCAGAGCAUUUUGAUCAAGAGGAAUUUCCGAGGGGUUUCAAGGUUCCGGAUUUUGCACUAUUUUCGGGAGAUGGGCUCCAAUCAACCGUUGAACACAUCGGUCGAUUCACGGCCCAGUGUGCUGAGAUUGGCCACCGCGAGGCUCUGAAACUAAGGCUGUUUUCAAGUACCCUUACGGGGGCAGCAUUCUCAUGGUAUAUUAAGCUUUUGCAAAACUCAGUCCCGAAUUGGCAAGUUAUGGAGCAAGUCUUCCACAGGCAAUUCUAUCGACAAGAACCAGAAGUCUCGAUGGCCGACUUGGCGAAGAUAAGCCAUAAGCCAAGUGAGUGGGUGGACCGAUACGAAGCUGUUCUAAAGGAGGAGCAACAAAAAGGGCGGCCGACAUUUUAUAGGGAUUCAACCAAACCUUCCGGGUCUAGGACUACGUCGGUCCACGUGGUGGACAUUGAAGAUAUAGAUUCAGAAGAAAGAGGUGAUGAAGUUUGCUUCGAGGAAGAAGAAGAGUCGGCCAGGGAUCUCAUCGAUCGGAAGAUCUUGAAAUUUUUGGAGAAAGCUACAAUGGGCGUCGACUAG